Molecule: messenger RNA, 2361 nt
Organism: Wasmannia auropunctata (little fire ant)
Lineage: Eukaryota; Metazoa; Arthropoda; Insecta; Hymenoptera; Formicidae
Gene: vermilion
Product: tryptophan 2,3-dioxygenase
Exons: 7
Coding region: 290-1570 (426 amino acids)
Molecular function (GO): heme binding; L-tryptophan 2,3-dioxygenase activity; metal ion binding
Source: RefSeq, a predicted model, not a curated record
UCUGAACGACGAAUCGAACGUUAGUCGAGCGCCAUCCACCUCUUCGACAGUGUGCGUCGCGCGUGGUCUCUCGUACACGCAAAUGCGGCACUUGACAAGUCGUAUUUAAAAGAUCUCAGCACGUCGGACCUUCCGAGUGAAUUGUAGUCUGUGUUACCUUUGUUGAAAGGCAAUUCGGGCAAUUACUUCGCUGAAACAAAAGGAAAAAAAUCGAAUAUCUUGUUAAAUCUCAGUGUCUUUAUUUACUUUAUCUACUUCUAAAACUAGCGUGCAGAGACAUAUUUGAAGAAUGUCUUGCCCAAUGAGCAGCAUUGCAGAGGACAAGCGCAAUCGGGACGAUCAGACACGGCGGGACGAAUUGAAGCAAGGACCGGGGUUGCACUAUGGCGAGUAUCUAUGUUUAGAUAAGAUCUUGUCCGCGCAAAGGCUUCUCAGCGCCGAAUGCGGCAAUGAGGUUCACGACGAGCAUCUCUUUAUCGUCACCCAUCAAGCGUACGAGCUUUGGUUCAAGCAAAUUAUUUUCGAGCUCGAUUCCGUCAGGGCGCUCUUCAGCUCCGAGUCCGACAAUUUCAACGUGCCCAACGGAUCUUCUAACGAUCAUUCGGCCGCCAACCAGAGCAAUGGAAUUUCUAAAGUCUUGAAUGAGUCGAAGACCUUGGAGAUCCUCAAACGAUUGAAUCGCAUUGUCCUUAUUCUGAAGCUAUUGGUGGAGCAAGUGACGAUUCUGGAAACGAUGACACCGUUGGAUUUCAUGGCGUUUAGGGACUUAUUGUGCCCGGCCUCGGGUUUCCAGUCGCUGCAAUUCCGUCUGCUGGAGAACAAACUGGGCGUGAAACAGGAACACAGGGUCAAAUACGGUUUCCUAAAGAUCUUUGGGAACAAUCCUGAAGCUACCGAGGCGAUCAAGCGGUCCGAGGAGGAACCCAGUCUCAGCAUUCUGGUCCAGAGUUGGUUGAGCAGAACGCCAGGGCUCGAGGCGCACGACUUUGAUUUCUGGGGGAAGUAUAAGCGAUCGGUGCAGAAGAUGUUGGCCGAGCAGAAACAAGCCAUACAUAAACUAUCGAAGGAUAGCAUCAAAGACUAUCACUUAGCUAAUUUGAAGUCGCGAGAAUCAGUUUUUGAGAGUAUCUUCGAAGAGUCGCAACACAACUCUCUCGUGUCGCACGGGGAACGCAGAUUUUCGCACAGCGCCCUUCAAGGAGCAAUAAUGAUCACUCUGUAUCGGGAUGAGCCACGAUUCAGUCAGCCGCAUCAGAUCCUCACGGCGCUAAUGGACAUUGACUCUCUAAUCACAAAAUGGAGGUAUAAUCACGUUAUCAUGGUACAAAGGAUGAUUGGAUCUCAACAAUUGGGCACUGGUGGGUCUUCCGGUUAUCAGUAUUUGAAGUCCACAUUAAGCGAUAGGUACAAGGUCUUUCUGGAUCUGUUCAACCUGUCGACCUUCUUGAUACCACGGCACAUGAUCCCGCCGUUGACAAAGCAAAUGAAAACGAAAUUAUCAAUUGCUUCGUACGAUUGGACCACGAACGAGGAUCAAGAUGAAUCGACGGACUCUUUAGGAAGGUCGUAAACUAUAGCCGUUACCCAUGACAACAGCGAAGACACUUCACGAGACUCCAAUAAGUUUUGUUUCUCUAACGUCACACGUAGCCAGUAUAUCGUGCACUCAUGCGCUGAUACAAUAAUUAUCCAGGUAAACUGUUUUGCGUUUAAAAAAACGUUUAGCCGAAACAUUUUUACGGUAUAUAAGAAAUAUAAAAUAUACAUUAUUAACGUUGAUUAUACGUUUAUUAAAUUGUCGAAAUGUCUCGUACAAUAACGGCAUUUUAAACUAUUAAAAGAAAACGUUAAAUAGAUCAUAAAUGUCUUAUAAUAUAUAAAUCAAAUUUUAAAUAUUUAUUUUUUGGUUUGUGCAUUUAUUACACGAUUUUUAACGUUUAUUAAAUGUAUUUUAAACGUAACUCUUUUACUUGGGUAAUACAGUUAAACGAAAGCUUGAAAACAGAUGCUUUCUCUUAAAAAAGCUUUAGCACUGAAAUUAGACAUUUCUUCUAAAAAAAAAUAAACUUAGUACACAUGAUUCUCAGAAUUAGUUCAGAAUUUACUAGAAUCUCCGAAUUAAUUCACGAUAGCGUUAGAAUUGAAAACUGAAAUCUCGAAGAAUUACUUACAAAAAAAAUUAUUAAUUAGAAAUUAGACUAGGCAGCGAAUGAUCCAAGGAAAAGUCAAUGUCUCGAGCAUUCACCUUGUCGAUCGUUAUAUGAAGAAAAAUGAUAUUUACAAUUGUUAAAAGUUCAUAUGUAUAACUGUGUUAAAGAUUAAAUACUACUGUGUAAAUAAUAAAUACUACCAGCUAUCUCA